CUGGCCUGGGGACGGAAACGCAGCAGGCUCCAGGGUUUUGCGGCUCAAAGCACAGCGGAAAAUAACUCAAAUAUUCCCGUGUGUCUGUUUAGAGACGGAGGACGGCAUAUUUCUUUUGACGCUGACCUUCUUUGGGAAUAUCGCUAAGAGUGUCUGGUGUGGGUGGGAUCUAUUUGAAUGCCCAGCACACACUUACCACGAAUAGCACCAUGAACAGGAAUAAGCGUGAGAAAGAGUAUUACAGUAUAGAUGUAGGAGAUUCCACAUUUACCGUCCUGAAGCGGUACCAGAACUUAAGACCCAUCGGCUCUGGAGCACAAGGCAUCGUCUGCUCAGCAUAUGACCACAUCUUGGAGAGAAAUGUCGCUAUUAAGAAACUCAGUCGGCCCUUCCAGAACCAGACCCAUGCCAAACGGGCGUACAGAGAGCUGGUGCUCAUGAAAUGUGUCAACCACAAGAAUAUAAUUGGACUCCUAAAUGUCUUUACACCACAGAAAACACUUGAAGAGUUUCAAGACGUUUACCUGGUCAUGGAGCUGAUGGAUGCUAAUCUCUGUCAGGUGAUUCAGAUGGAGCUGGACCACGAGCGACUCUCUUAUCUGCUUUACCAGAUGCUCUGUGGCAUCAAACAUCUGCACGCAGCUGGCAUUAUACACAGGGACCUGAAGCCAAGCAACAUUGUGGUGAAGUCAGACUGCACAUUGAAGAUCCUGGAUUUCGGCUUGGCUCGCACAGCUGCAACUGGGCUCCUCAUGACCCCCUACGUAGUGACGCGCUAUUACCGUGCGCCAGAGGUCAUCUUAGGCAUGGGCUACCAGGCUAACGUUGAUGUCUGGUCUGUUGGCUGCAUUAUGGCCGAAAUGGUCAGAGGCAGUGUGCUGUUUCCAGGCACUGAUCAUAUUGACCAGUGGAAUAAGGUGAUCGAGCAGCUGGGUACGCCGUCUCAGGAGUUCAUGCUGAAGCUGAACCAGUCCGUUAGGACCUAUGUGGAGAACAGACCCCGAUACGCAGGGUACAGUUUCGAAAAGCUUUUCCCUGAUGUUCUCUUCCCUGCUGACUCUGACCACAAUAAGCUCAAAGCAAGCCAAGCUCGAGACCUUCUGUCCAAAAUGCUGGUUAUAGAUGCAUCCAAGCGGAUCUCUGUGGACGAGGCCCUGCAGCAUCCCUACAUCAAUGUGUGGUAUGAUCCCAGUGAGGUUGAAGCGCCUCCUCCACUGAUCACAGACAAACAGCUGGAUGAGAGGGAACACACUGUGGAUGAGUGGAAAGAGCUGAUAUAUAAAGAGGUGCUGGACUGGGAGGAGCGCUCGAAAAACGGUGUAAUCCGUGGACAACCGGCUACAGUAGGUGCAGCAGUGACCAGCGUCUCCCAGCAGAGCUCCACAUCCUCUUCGUCCUCCGUCUCCACUGUCCCCACGCUGUCCUCAGAGACAGAAAGCAGCUUGGAGACUUUGUUUUCCUCUUCCUCCACCGGGCAAGUCGGCUGCUGCAGUUGACCAUCACCCCGUUUUUCUUCUCACCUCCGUGACGUUCCUCCAUCUGUUUUCAGACUGACUUGUUUAGUUUUGGUCAGGGGAAAAAGUCAGAGUAAGGUGGGAGUUUUUAAAAAGCACCUUAAGAAGCUUUUACACCAAACCAGCGUUACUUUGGUUGCUUUUUUUUGGUUGUUUGUUUUUUUGAGAGAGGGGGAACUCGAUUUAGUGUCCGACUGAAACUACCGCUGCAUCUCCUCAAUGCCAUGUCGUUCAUUUGUCGUAGGCUAAAUUUAUAUCUGAAGAUGCUUUGAAUUUCGAGAUUGCUGUGAGCCAAGUUUAUUGCAGUUUAGCGGAAUGGUGCGUCCUGUUAAAGACUCAGCUCUUCCAUUCUGUUACUGUUUUAGAGUUAAGUACAAUGCAUCUUGAAUGAAUUUCCAAAAUAUUUGUUUAAUAAACAAAUAUUACCUUAGAGUCUUUCUCGCAUGACUUAAUGCUGCGAUCAGGUCAUAACCAAUUUACUCAGUUCUUUCACUAUUUUAAAAAAUUAUUUAUAAUAGGCAUUUUAACCUACUUAGUUUUUUUUUUUUUUUUUUUUUUGCUACAGGACUUUAUAGACUCAAGACACCUUUUUAUUUCACAUAUGGCUGUGUAUGGGAUCCAUACUGUACAGGUUUUAAUGUUAAAAUCUAAUCAACAGUAAAUAUUAUAAAUUAAAUUAAAGAUUAUAUUAUUAUUUUAAUUUCUUUUUUUGGUCUUCAGUGAUUUGUACAGCUUGGCUCUGGAAUGUUGAAAGGCUUUUGUUAGGUGAUCAGUUUGUUGUGGAUAUUUGACAUGGAACGUUUGUAAAACUCUAUUUACAAUAUAGGUCAUAUCUCUGGCACAGUGCAUUCUGGGUAUUCUGGGCCGGUUAGAAUGCAUCGUUUGGAUACAGUCUAUUCCAGCGCCCAGAGAAUGUUUGAGUCAGCUUUUGUUUAAGACUUUAAAUAAAAGUAAUACAAUGUGAAUUCAGUGAAAUGUAUGAAUAACUGUAUAGAAAAGAAUGUUAGCUAUGAUUUGAAAUAAUUUUCAGGAUGUAGUGACAUAUUCUGUAAGAUUUUAUGAAAACUCUCACUCAGAUGUUGUUUUGUUAGUCACACUUUACAUUAAGAGGCCAUUAAAAGUCAUUAUUUAAUACACAUUGCUAUGAACAAAGCAUAAACUCCAGCAUAAAAUGACACUUGCAUUAUUAUUUUUUUAAUAAAUAGCCAAUUUAAAAUAACACCUGCAUUAAGAGAUGUUUAUACCAUCACUGAGUAAAAUAGUACAGACAGUGAUGUGAGCAGCAUGAACAUGGGAAGAAAAUUAAUUUAUCAUUUGUAUUCUGAACACCAGAGUUCAAUAAAUUCUAAUAAUUUAAUAACAUGCUAUAACUGUGAACAUAAUGCUGAAGUUUAUGUUUUAAAUUAUUGUUAAUAUUAAAUAAAGGGAACCUUAAUGAAAAGUGUCACAUUAUUUUUAUUAUUUCUGUAAAGAUGAAUAGUUUUCAAUUUAUCACAGCAAACUCGAGUUACGAGCUCUUAUUGCCCUUUCACCAACUACAUCCAGAGUAAUGGACUCGGCAGACCAGUGACUAGAUUAGUUUAAAUGCUUAAAGUCUGUUAGUGCUAAAUCCUAAACCAUAUAUAUUUUUUUCCAUUUUCAUGUUCUUUAUGAAAGUGCCUGUGUCAUUCAUUUGCAAACAACAUACAUUAUGUCUUUGAAAUUCCGCAGCAGAUCACAGUUCGCAUGAUGUAAGGAGUGUGGCCUUUUUUUAUUUUAUUUUAUUUUUGUUUUUAAACUCUGUAUGACUGAUUCAACGACUGUUGGAUUGAUGGUGUGUCAUGUGUAUCAUGAUUAACGUGACAACCUUUUGGUUUUAAUAGGAUAGUUUUAAACAGGACGUAUAAAGGUAGUUAAAAUGUAGAUGUUUGUGGAUAAUAGUUAAUAUGUCCUUUGGAUUCAAAGUUCGAAGAAAAGCUAGUGUUGAUGGUUGUGGUGGAGAUGGUUUUUUGGGGGCGGUAUGGUAGAAUGUAAAACGUCACGUUAGCGAGGGGUUUAUGUAUGUGGUGCCUGGCAGGAGGCUGAAUAAGACAGAACGCUGAAUGGCCAGCCAACUCUUUAAUCAUGUUACAGCACAGGUUUCUACUGGUUUGUGGUUAGCUUUUCAUUCUUUUUAUUUUUAUUUUAUUUUUUUCUAAGUGCUCUUAUGUCUUGGCCUUCUUUCUGGAGGCAGCAUUUGAUGAUUUGUUUUUUUUUUUCUGAUGAAAUUUCAUCUUUGGAUGAAUUUGCUUUUCUUUUACUUCUUCGAAAUGUGAUGGCGCAAUUACAAUUCUAUCACAUUGCAACGAUAUUAUAAUUCUAAUUAAAGUACACAUUGAUCAACUACCUCACUCCAAAUUUCUACAACUUCUUGGAUAUUUAGCUGCCCAUAAGGUGUCCAGGAUGUGUUAAUACAAAUUCCAUUAUUUAUUUAUUUGAAAGUUUGUCAAUAGUUAAAAAUAAAAACACGUCUAGUUUUGUACAGUAUGUAUAUUUCACGUAGAAGUAAAAGGACUGUAAUGUAAAUUUUUGGUCUUUUUUUUUUUUUUUUUUUAACAGUUCAUGUGCAAUACCCUCUGCUCUGUGUGCUUUCUUGUAAGUGUAUCUAGCUACAGGAUGUUAGCUGUAUGUUCCCAAUGGUAGAGAAAUGUUUGGUACUGUCAAUUCAGUUCAGUUUAAUUCAACUAAAAUAAAAUGCUAAAUUCAUAAAUUUAAUUUUUUUUUUUUUUUUAGUUUUCUGUGACUGGGGUUAAAUUGUGUCACAAAAACUGAUGAGCUGGAACAAGACAGAGGUGUAUGAAUUAUAAUGGAUCAUUUUAGUAAGGCUGAAAGAAAAAAAAAAAAAACCUUGUGUAAGCUAGUCUGUAAUCUUUGCUAGCAAUACUGGCAAUGCAAAACCCUUACUCUGUGUGCUCUUUCCUGCAUACAGACUAUCAGAAGUGCACUACUAGAAUAAAUGCACUGGGAUCUCACCAAGCCAAUGUUAAAACAUGUACUGCAAAUAAAUACUUCUGUUGGAAAUAUG
Molecule: messenger RNA, 4557 nt
Organism: Clarias gariepinus (North African catfish)
Lineage: Eukaryota; Metazoa; Chordata; Actinopteri; Siluriformes; Clariidae
Gene: mapk8b
Product: mitogen-activated protein kinase 8b
Exons: 12
Coding region: 210-1496 (428 amino acids)
Biological process (GO): JNK cascade; protein phosphorylation
Cellular component (GO): nucleus; cytoplasm
Molecular function (GO): ATP binding; JUN kinase activity
Source: RefSeq, a predicted model, not a curated record